This is a messenger RNA of Neospora caninum, 10203 nucleotides long. RefSeq lists its product as hypothetical. Gene Ontology annotation, cellular component: late endosome; HOPS complex. The record is from RefSeq and is a predicted model, not a curated record. Gene Ontology annotation, biological process: protein targeting to vacuole; endosomal vesicle fusion. Bases 1 to 10203 code for a protein of 3400 amino acids. The transcript is spliced from 9 exons. NCBI's taxonomy places the organism in Eukaryota, Apicomplexa, Conoidasida, Eucoccidiorida, Sarcocystidae.
AUGGCGGCGCGCGACGUGGGCGAGUGGGGGACGCUGCCUCCGUCUGCUCUUCCCUCCGAAAGGGAGAGACAGGAGCGAGAAGAGAAGAAACGGAUGCUGGAAGAGAUCCUGCAAGACCUGUCGGACGAUGAAGAGUUCGAUCGGCUUAUAUUGGGCGAGGCUCAGCCCCCCACAGCAGUGCAGGAAAGCCGCUCCGCCAGUUUGGCGGGUGGCCUACCGAACGCUCGAGGGGAAUCACGCACACUGCCGAGCUCCGAUGCUGGAGGCGGAACCGAAACAGCGACGCAUGCAAAAUCCUUUGGCCACGCAGAAAGAACAGAAGCCGGAGAUGAACGUCGGCGGCAACGGAACUCGCACUUUGCUGACGUGUCUGAACAUCCUGCACGGACUCCAAACGCUUCGCAGGCAGGUGGUUCUCCCAGCCGCGCUGACGCACACAACCAAGCAGCAGACUCGACAGUUGUUUCUUCUCCCGGGGUCGCCGCCUCAAAGGGGGAGAAGCCGGGCGGCGACGCCAGAGCGAACGCGGUCUCGAAGCUGGUUCGGACGGCGAGGACCGUCGAGGAAAUCUUGAACGACGUGGAGGAGGAAGAGGAGGAAGAGUGGAUCAGGAACCUUCUGCCUCCAUCUGCGCCUGCGGUGCAAACGGGGGGUUCCUCAGUCCGUGGCACUUUUCUCCCUCAGGGGGAAGACGCGCGUCAGCCUUCAGGUCGACGAGGCCUCGAAGCAGACCGAGCAGGGAGAACCCCGUCGAAGCUUUCGAGAUGUUUUCCUUCGUCCGGUUUCACGAACCCGCGAGGGUCCAGCUGUGGUUCCCAGGUCCACGGCGAACAAGAGAACGCGAAGGGUGAAGAUGCAUCCGCUUCGCGAAUGGAGAAGUGGGUAACUGGCGGGAUCUCCGGGCGUCGGCGAGCGCCUUCGUUCUCGCCCUCGCGUUCGACCUCUCACGGUGCCUUGCAGCGUCUGUCGUCUUCCGAGGGGGAGACGACGGAGCUGUCUUCUUUCUCUUCUCGGUCGGGUGUCUCUGUCUCUCGCUCCCGGUCAAUCUCCACCUCUUUGUCGGACGGCUCCGCCUCCACGGCGAGUGAAGCGCUGAGGCGCGUGUCUCCAAAGCGCCGACAGAGACGCCCGCGGUACAAGGACAAGACAGGUCGCGCACGGAGUCUCCUCUCGUCAGUCACUCGCGCGCCUCUUCCUUCUUCUCGCGCAGCUUCGCUUCAACUCCUCAGAGCCUCGCCGCUGCGCUGGACCUGCCGCGCGCAUGCCGCCACCUGGGGCGCGGAGGCUGCGCUCACGGCGGCUCUCGCGCUGGCCCGGGAAGGCGCCGUCGGGAUCUGGGACGAAGGGAGGGGGUGGAUGUCUGAGAGGCGAGACUCGGGAAAGCGCGACUCGCGACGCCAGAGAAGGCGAAGGCAUGCCCAGGAAGACCGCGAAAGGGAAGCGAUUCCAGAGCCUCUCGACAGAGUGGCUGCCGACAGCCUCCUUCCGCCUUCAUGUCGAGCAGCUGAGGCGGGAAGCAGCGAGAGAUCAAGCGACAGCAAAAACGAAAGAGGGACCCGUGAAAAAGUGUCAAGACAACGCUCAGACGACUCUGGCAAAGAGACACCUAGUCGCGGGGCCACGCAGAUCGUCCCGGCUCCGCGCCACUCUGCCAUGGGGCCGUUCGAUGCCGUCGCUCAAGGCUUCGCUUCGCUACAGUCUCUCGUGGCGUCUGUGGGCUUUCCCACGUGCUUCCACAGCUCGCAGAACCUGCUGGCGAUGGGCACCUCUCGAGGCUUUGCCCUCCUAGUGGAUGUGCAUGCGUUGCCAGUUGUCUCCGACCAGGACUCGAGACAGAGUUUCUCGUUCUUUUCUUCGUCCCAGGCGUUUCCUCUCUUCCUCCCGCCGGCGUCUGCUCGGCAGCAGGCCGCGUCGUCGCCGUCGAGUGCCGCCCCCUCGUCUUUUCUCUCGUUGAGUCUGGGCGAGAUCUCGGCGACAGGCGCACCCGAAGAGGAGAAGCUGGGAGCUGUCUCGUCCAUUUCCCUCUCCGACAGUCUCCGCUUUCUCCUCGUAGGCUACAAGAGCGGCGCGAUUGCGCUGUACGAGAUCCACGCCACCAAGGCGCAGCGCCAGCAGGUGCCGCCCGGGUGUACGUACACACCGCCGAACGCGAGCGACGACGCCAGUGCGUCAGACGCGUCUGCUGCCCAGGCCAAGGCCGAGCGCCUGCCGCUCCUCCGCGGGUACCAGGCCACGCUGCUGGCCUUGUCUAAGGACUCCGCAGGCUCCAGCUCCGGCGCGACGCCCGACAACGAAUCCGAUCAUUCCAGCCGCCCUGGGGAGACAGGAGGCGAAGCCUCACGAGGCCGCACGGGCAACGCCGCGAGCUUCAGCGGCGUCUCGCCCUCGUCUGCGUCCGGCGACCCGCGAGGCACAGACUCCAAAAAGGCGGAAAGCACCAAGAGCAGCAGCGUCUGCUGUCUCCGUUUCGUCUCCCUCGACCCGCGAGGGGAGUCAGGGCGUCGCAGGGCACCCGCGCAGACCGCCGCGUCGGGUCCCGGUGCGGCCUCGACCUACGGGUCCCACCUGUGGCCCGUGCAGUCUCUGGGCCGAGCGAGUGUGCUUCCGUCCGGGGCGCUCGCGGUCGCGCUCGCAGCGGACGAGCGCGGCGACUUGUUUGUACUCUCCUUCCAGAAAGCGUUUCUCUCCGUGGCGUGUGAGCGGCGCUUCGUAACGCCGGGCGUCCGAGCUCUCGGCGCGAUCCUCGACAUCCGCUGCCUGCCGCCGUGCCGUGCGGCCGUCGCGACCUCCCCUGGGGGCGCGGGCGUCCCCGCCGGCUCCAGAGUGCGGAGUGGCAACGCGGUCGAGCGCGGCAUGCGUGCGCUGCCGCUCCUUGGACACUCCGCCUCGGACGACGAGGGCGGGGCUGCGCCGUCGGACGAGCUCUGUGGCGACGCCCAUCCUGCGGACGAGGCCCAGCUCGUCGCUGUGGCGUGCAGCAACGCUGUUCUGCUCCUCGCGUUGCGGCCUCAGCCGUCCUUGGUUUACCGCGUGGACCUUCUCGUCGGGUCUCUCUCCGCCCUGGCGCAGGAGAGCGAGCGCGCUGAAGCGGAGAGAGAGGCUCUGAAGGCCGGUCGGACCGGGCGCGGCCGCUCGCUGCAGGCGGCGAAGCAGCCGUGCGCGCGACCCGAGCAGCGCACCGAUCCCAGAAGCAUGCACGCCUCUUCGUUCUCCUCUGUCGACUCGACGGUGUUCCAGGCCAGGGACGGCGAGGGACGGCGGGAGACGCUGUUCAGAGGUCGCGGACCCGAGAAGAAGAGUGAGAGCGAGGCAGCGCCGAGCCAAGACCCGCAGCACCAGACAGCCCUGCCGGAUCUUCCCUGCAUCGCCUGGUUGCGAGCCGCCGUCCACGAGAAGCGCCUGUUUGACGAACCAGUCCUCGCCGUGGGACUGUCAAACGAGUUGCAGCUGUUUGCGGUUGCCGCGUCGCGUUCGCGCGGCAACGGUCUCGAUGAGCCGCCGACCGACGGGCACAGGCUGGUCGUCGCGCCGGGGCAGCGAAUCUUCACCUUUGAGCACCGCAUCCAGAGUCUCGAGGGGAUCGGCGACUCCAUCGUCUGCGUCAUGAACUCUGUGAACAUGCUCGGCUUCUACCAGCUUGUGAAGAGACCGGCCGCGUUCACUUGUCCGUCUGUCGAGCUGGUUCUUCUCCAGCAAGUCGACGUCUCUCUCGCGAACCCGGUUUACUACCGGUUCACAGACGUCGGCCUCAUCAGCCAGCUGGUGCGUCAACAGCGCGAGAAACGGUGCGAGAAACGCGACGACCGCGGAGCGUCGCUCGCGUCGGCGACUCACGGCGGCUGGGCCUGGGGGCUCCUGGGCGGCACCGGCGAGAAGGCGAGACACCGGCUGCUCUUCGGGGCCAAGAGACCUGGGGAUGCCAACCCCGCGAGCAGACCCCUGGGCGAGGGCGACGAGAAGGCGCAUGCAGGGGGACAAUCGGAAGGACGAGGCCUUGGCGAGAACGCCGAAGUGCUUCCGGUCUUCGCCGCCUCCUACGCGAGGUCCCUUUCUCUUGGGUACGGCGGCAUCGCCCGCGAGAAGGCGUUGCUCGCGGAUAUCUUCUUGUCGGCUGAAGACGAAGAGCGCGGCGAUGCCGAGUCACGUGAAGGAACCGAACAGAGAAAGGGACGACGGACGGCACGGUGCCCGGGCGACGCAGGCGCCACAGAGGUUUGGGUUGUCGGUCUCGAGGGCCUUGUCGUCGUCCGCCUUCGCUCCUGGCUAGAGAUCGUCGAAGCGCUCCUCGCUCAAGGCCGCGGUGUGGAAAUUCUCUCCGUUGUGAAGUGUCUCUACGACGGCCGUCUCCCUCCGCUUCUCUCGUUUUCUUCGAACUUCCUCGUCCGCCGGCAGGCUCUCUCGCUCCGCGUUCUGGCCUCUUCGCUCCUUCGCGCCUUCUGUCUCUCCACGCUGAGGCACCGGCGCCUUCUGUCCUCUCUUCUCCCUUCUCUUCUCUCCUCGUCCUCGCCACGUGAAUCUUCCCUUGCAGUCGAGGACGGCGACCGGUUGUGGCUGGGCGUCGUCCGUCUCCUGGCGCUCUGCGCCUUCGAGCUCUCUGUCGCACUGCAGCUGUAUCCGCUCCUCAACGGCGCGAUUUUCCGCUCUUUCUCCAAGCUCCUGGACCAACUGGAAAGCGAGGACGAAGCUGCGUCUUCUCGCCAGGGGCCGGGUGGGAGCGGGGCGGGGACGGGAACGCCCGAGCGAGGAGCGACCGAGGCGCCCCGCGAGCGAGAAGGCGACGAAGGAAACGCGGGCGGCUCUGCAGAAGGCGUCUCCGUUCCGGUCGGAGACACAGUUCGACAGAUUUUCUUCUCUCUUCUCAUUCGGUACCUGGUCAUGGGAAAGCUCCCCCCGUCGGCCCUGGACCCCGGCGUCUUGACAGCUUUGUUCCCCCACCUUGAGGCGCAACUGGAGGCGACGAUUCAGGCUCUCGAGGGCGACGAGGAAGUGCACAGUCAAGCAAGGGACAGUCAGCAAGGCGUCAGCGUGGAGGGACGUGGUGCUGACGCGGAGAGAGGCGAACCUUCCCGCGGUCGCCUUCUGCUGGAACUGACACGACUCCUCGGCGCCGACGCGGCGGCGGAAGAGAGUCUGCUGGCUUCCCUCCUCGACGCGGCGAGGUCUCGCAGUCGCGCGGGCGAGCUGGGACGGGUCGGCGAAGAAGGCAGAACGCAGGAAGGCGCGGAGAGACUCGGAAACGCACUCCGCGCCCCUGGCCAAGACGGACGGCGUGAAGAACCUGUGGGCGCCCUGUCCCCCAGCGAGCGCGGCCGCAGCGGCCGAGCGGACAGAGACGAAAACGACGUCGCGCUGUUUGAUGCCGCUGGACACGAAGGCCGAGCGUGCGAGAAGCGCUUCUCCCUUCUUCGUCCACUAUACAUACACCUCGUCGCGACGGAGGCUCCAGCAAGCGCGGAGGUCUGCAGAGGCGAGGGAGCGGAGCAGCGACUCACGCGAAACCUACUCAAGUAUCGCCUCCUCCGCGCGCUUCUCCAGUUCGUUAUCAUGCGUCUCUUCGGCGUUCAAAUGCAGCGACCAGGAGGCCGUCCAAAGCAAGCAGACAGAGACGUCGACCACCUGUCCUGCGGAGACGAAGAGCGACUUGAGGGCGACGAGGCGGCCGAAGACCUCGCGGCGGAGAGUGAAGACGCAAGUCUGGCGGCCGCCGCAGGAGCCGUCGACCUCCUUCAGAUUCUCCAGCUCAUGUCUGUACACCGUAUGUGGCUCGGCGUCUGCUUAACAUACAGCAAAGCGUUUUCGGAUUUUCGCACGCCUCUCGAGCUCCUGAUCGGCGACGCUUACCGCGUUCAACACACCAUCUUCAAAAAGUUCAUUCUGGGGCUCCAAAACGCGUUGCCGUCUUCCUCGUCCGCCUCGUCUCCUCCCCAGUCUGGGGGCGACCACGGGGAGAGACGGCAGGGAGACUCUGGGGCACUCUCGGCUGCGCCGGAAGGCUGGGCGACGUGUGUAGGGUCACUUGGUGCACUGCCUCUUUUUGUGCCUCCGGGCGAUGUGGAGAAUCUCCGCGCGACACAGGAGCUCUUUUUCUUCCUCUUUUCAACCUCUCUGAAUCUUCCGUAUCCCCUGCAUGGGCUGCAGCCAGGCCGAGACUCUCGCAAGUGCUGCGGUCUGGAGGACGCCGACCCUGGCGCGGACUGGAAUCUUCCCGCGCACGGAACGCCGUCGUUGGCGGAGAGGCGCGCAGUCGGCCUGCUUUGGCAGCGGGGCGCCUGUUGCGAGCUCGCCCGCGACGUGCCCAGACGGAGGCGCGAAGUGUCUCCUGCCGGUGCGUCUCCCUCUCCCGCCGGCGCGUCUCUCUCUCCUCCGUCGCUCUCUGCGUCUCUGUCUCCUGCGCUUCGCAGCGUUCUUGAGUACUUGUUUCGGCGCUCUUCUGUUUCGCUCGAGGCUCUCAGCGCACGCUUGGACUUCCUCUUCUCGCCUGUUGCGGCUGAGUGCGGGUCUGGCCCCGGCGGAUCUCUCGAAGAGCGAGACGAGCAGCGACGGCCGCCGGGGUGGAGCUCGCCGCAAAUCUUCAAGCGGCUGAUCAUGAUGUCACCUCGGUCGACCUUUCAUCUCUUCUCGACAUUGCUGCUGGCGCAUGCAACUGCCUUGCCCACUGGCUCAGUGGCGGCGCCGCCGUUUCCUGCUGCCGACGCCCCGCCCGGCGCGCCGUCUGUGGAGACUGAAGCGAAGAAGGAACAGCGAUGCGUCGCUCUCUCUGUCUUGAGUUUGCUUCUUCCCGCAAUUGCCGACUGCGUCGUCGAUGCAGCGACUCAGUAUCGGACCUACUCGACCGCCCUUGAGACGCUCACAGCUGCGCGUGCCGACCUGCAACGCGCCGGGGCCCCGCGAACUCCCCGCUCUUUCCCCUGUCCUCCAGGUUCGUCUUGUCUCCAGCUCUCGUCCUCGGCGGAGUCUCCGUGUGGAGAGGACGGCGUCGAGGCACUGGCGCAGCUGACGCGGGAGCUCCGCGCCACGGUACAGGACAUGCACACUGUGUUGUGGCGGUUGCUGGUUGUCGGGUUCUUCGCCCUGCGCGCCUGGCUGCCGCCUCUGCCUUCCCUGCGUCGCGCGCUCCUCCGCUUUCUCCUGCUUGACGCGCCCUCGAGUCUCUGUCUCCUUCGCCUCCUCGUCAGUCGACCCCUCUCUGCGCUCGAUGAACAGCGGCUGUCUGCGCUCCUGCCGUCGACAGCGGAGCCAAGCAAAGCGAUGCGCGCACAGUCCCACCCUGCUCACGACCCCAGCGCCGCGCCUGCCUCGUCUUCCUCUCCUUCAUCUCCUUCCUCUUCCUCUUCUUCCUCUUCCUCUUCUUCAUCUCCUUCCUCUUCUUCUUCUUCAUCUCCUUCCUCUUCUUCGCUCUUUAGGCCUUGGGCGGCUAGCGACCGCGAAGUGCUGUUGCUGGCGGUGUUGGAUCGAGAGGCGGAGGAGGCGCGGCAGCGGGCGCGGCGCGCGGGCCAAGACGAGAGGGGAGAAAUCCGAAGAGCUUUGAGUCUGUACGCGAGCGAGCGGGGGCUUAUGGUCUCCCGGCGCUUCCUCCGAGCUGCGGCGCUUUUGUACGAAACCGAGGGCGACUACGACGAAGCGCUCGGCCUUUGGAUUCGCGCCGGCGGCCAGGCGGCGCCCGAGGGCGGCACGGAGACGCCGCGAGGCCUGCGAGACAGAGGAGAGGGAGGUCAGUCAGACGCCUGCAGCGACACAGGGUCGCGGGCCGUAGAGGGGCCGAUCGGGCAGCCGCCAGACGAACCGCAGGACGUUUUCGUCUUCAUUCGUGCGCUGCUCUUGGGCGCCCAACCGAGGGCGAACAACGGCCUCGCUUCCGGUGACGAAGGCGAUGAAGGGGGCGACGAGGCGCGAGGGCGAGCCGCGCGAAACGGAGACACCAGCCUGCCGUGGCGGGGACUCCUUCUCGACCGACUACGGUUCCUGCGCGCGGUGUCUCGACACCUGCCGCAGCUCGUCGCAUUCAACUGCACGAAGAGCGCUCGGCUUAUAUGCGAUAUCUUCAAAGUGCAGCAGGCGCUUGCCGGUCCGCCGGUGACUGAGGCAGAUCCGAGCAGUCUCGCGCGGCCAGGCCCCCGCGGGUUCGACGCGAUCAAGAGCGAGAAGGGGAAAACGUCUGCAGGCGUCGGCGAGGACGCACCCAGCAGCCUCGUCCUGUUCCAGAGUCCAAGCGCCAUCGUCGACCUCCUCGACGCGCAUCCGAGACUCCAGCUGCAACUGCUCGAGGCUCUCGUGCGCCAGAGCGACGACGAGGCUGACGGCAGCAAUUCUUUCUUCGCCUCUCGCGCCGAACAAAGGACGUUCGUCCACAGUCAACUCGUCAGGUACAUCCGCCUCCUCUGUCAGCACGACCCUCGGCGCGUUUGCCAAGUGCUGCAGCAGCAGGAGCGUCUGCCUCUCGCUGCGUGUCUCCGCGUCUGUGAGGAAUUUCAAGUCCUCGAUGCAUGCGCGUAUCUCCUGGAACGGGCAGGGGAUUUCCAGGGUAUCGUUCGUCUCUUUCACCACUCCUUUUCUCAAGGUCUCGAACGCCUGCGGUCUCUCUUCCUCACUCCCGACUUUAGCAUUCUUCCGCUGCUUCGCGCGCUGCUGCCGCGUUACCCCCCCAGUCAUCCGAUUCACCGCCUCGCCAACCACUGUGGCGAGGGAGACUACCAGCGCGACUCCACCCACUUUGCCUUCGCGCGGGGGGUGAACGCAGAAGGCCCCGCGGAAACUCGGAAGUCGCGGGGCCGCGCGAGCGCUGGAUGGGCGCCGUUUACCCCCCACGCGACGCAGGCAGGCCUGGACGAAGGCGAUCUCCCCCCGAUGAUGCUGUCCGCUGGUCGCCGGCCCUCUGGGGCUUGUGGGGUGUAUGUACACUCGCCCAUCUCGCCUGCGCGCGACGCUGGGUUACCAGAGGAGCUCGCGGAUCUCCUUCUCCCGUUUUCAUCUCGGCAGUCGCCCGGAGACGACGCGCCGGGCGCCGCCGCGCUUGCGCCCGUUGCGGCUGGCUUCCCCGGCUCAGCGUCUCGGCGCGAGAGCGACAGGCGAAAGCGGGAAGGUCUUGCAGCGCGAGGCGCAUCCGCAAUCUUCUCGUCUUUAGAGGACGAACAGGGGCGACAGGCGGUCUGGUGGAUCCACAUCGAAGAGGUCGGAUCUCUCUUCCGGCUGAUUGAGGUGGCGAGUUGGAUAGGCAACCGAAAUGCACACCUCCUGCACAAGCAACAGCUGGAGGAUCUCUGGUUCGGGCUCCUCACUCUGGUUGUCCACGCCCAGCAGGCCUUUCCGCAGCUGCUCAACUCCGUCGGUUCAGCUGCAGCUUCGACGGCAGCUUCGGCGGCGGCGGUCUGCGAAGCGAGCGAGCGAGGCGGCGAAAGUGCGCCCGGGGGAAAACGAAAAAAGGGAGAGCGAAAGACGCUCCGCGGCCUCCUCUACGAGUUGGUCCUCUCCGAGCUCCUCUCCGCCAUUCUGCAUGCAGGAGUGAUGACCAUCGCCUCGCUCCCCGAAACGCUGAAGCGAAUCACCAAAACUCACCGGCGCAUUCAGCUGGCCGUCUUCAAGCGACCGCUCGCGAGUAUGCUGAGGGGUUUAUCUUACCAACAGAGCUUGCUGGACGCGUAUUCCUCCCUGGCGAACGCAGACACUUCAGCGUUGUUUAGCCAAGUCGAGGCGGCGCGCCGGCGAGCGAUCGCGAUCAACGUUGUCUCUGCAGGGAACGCUGUCUCUUCCGUGUCUUCGCAAGCCACGCUGACUUGCUCGGCGUGUCACGGCCACCUGCUGCUCCCUCCGCCGCCAAGCACGCAUGCAUCGCUUGUCGCCGGCAGAUCUUCCCAUUCGUCGCUAGCUGCGGCCUCGCGCCUUGCGCCUCGAAAGCCGCUUCUUCGCUCUUCGGGAGGCGGAGGCGGUGCGCAGGCGUACUACGCGGCGACCUCUCGAGGCGACGGGCCGUCGCGCGUCGUCUGUCGCUCGUCCGCCGACAAAGUCCGCCAAGGCCCAAGUCCAGGCGCCAUUGCAGCCUUCCUCUGUGGACAUCUGUUCCACUACGCCUGUCUGCGAGAGGGCGAAAAUCCCCUCGAGAUCGCCACGUGCACUGCAUGCGUCGCAGUCGAUCUCGGACUCAGCUGGCCCGCGCGAGACGUCAGCAGAACGCGGCACUGUGGAAGCAAAGCGAGGCUCGGAGAGUGA